Messenger RNA from Macrosteles quadrilineatus (aster leafhopper), 3624 nucleotides. RefSeq names its product putative inositol monophosphatase 3. Gene Ontology annotation, biological process: phosphatidylinositol phosphate biosynthetic process. The transcript is spliced from 5 exons. NCBI's taxonomy places the organism in Eukaryota, Metazoa, Arthropoda, Insecta, Hemiptera, Cicadellidae. The coding region runs from base 402 to 1433 and encodes 343 amino acids. Gene Ontology annotation, cellular component: endomembrane system. Gene Ontology annotation, molecular function: 3'-nucleotidase activity. The record is from RefSeq and is a predicted model, not a curated record.
CUGUCACUACACUACUGUGCUCUGCUAGCUAAAUGUAAAUUUAUAGGUAAAAUAGGAUAGUAACAACGGCCUGUCGAAGUUUACAUAAAAGUGAUUGAACAAUUUUAUUAUACUUCAGUAUUAAUAAACUGUUUGUCUCGUCAUUGUGUGAUUUAAGUGGAAAUGUGCCAAGUUAUUAAACUGUUAGCUAUAAUUAGGACCUAACCUAACUAUAAUUUGGACUUAAUUAAUUACUAAAGUUUUACAUAUUCAGUGCAAAUAAUUAUUUUUUAAAUGUGGCUCAUAUUAUGGCAUUUGAAAUUUUGUAUUUUUUUAACUAGGCCUAUUAUAACUAUUCUGUACUAGAACAAUCUUGUUGAAUUGUUUGGAUUUAAACUUGUUGUCAGCAAACUCUUACAGUCAUGAAUUUAGGAGGUACUGUCCAUCUAAACAGGAUGGGCAUUUGUGUUGUAUUUUUUUGUUUUCUCAUUGUAGCUUUAUACAUGACGAGAGAUGUUCAUGAAGAAGAACCAAAAAAACUACCAUCGUACAAUGUAAAACAAUUGUUGAUAGCUGCCAUAGAACUUGCAGAGAAAGGUGGAGUCGAGGUAUUCAAUGUUAGAAAAAGUGCUGAUUUGAAAAUACAAAGUAAAGGUAAAACCUUAGAAGGAGCAAAUAACCCAGUAACUGAUGCUGAUUAUCAUUCACAUUGUGUAAUGUAUUUUGGAUUGAAAAAGCUUUUUCCUUUAGUGAAGAUUAUUUCAGAAGAAGAAGUUUUGGAAUCAAAAUGUGGCCAAUUGUCUUCCCCGUCUCUUACAAUGAAGGUGGAACCUAAUGGUAACAUAGACAAUUUAAUAGACGAAGAACUUCCAAUAAAAGAUUUGACUAUUUGGAUCGAUCCCUUAGAUGCUACUCAAGAAUUCACAGAAAACCUACUGGAGUACGUGACGACACUGAUUUGUGUGGCAUACAAAGGUCGUCCAUUGGUGGGAGUCGUGCAUCGGCCUUUUGCCCAAGAGAAGACAACCUCAUGGGCGUGGGUCGGUCGUGGAAUGUCAUCUGACCUUGCAUCUUAUCAAAAUGUGGAGAGUUCUCCUACAGUGGUGGUUUCCCGUUCACAUUCUGGCUCCAUAGAGGACAUUGUGCACAAAGCUCUUGGCACCGACACUCCGAUAGUCAAGGCAGGAGGAGCUGGAUACAAAGUGCUCCAAGUCGUCAGUGGCAACGCUAGCGCCUACGUCCACGCAACGGCCAUUAAAAAGUGGGACAUAUGUGCGGGAAAUGCAAUACUGUCGGCAGUGGGAGGCGCUAUGACCACACUCACUAAUGAGGAAAUAGACUACUCUCCGCCCAAAGGACCUCUGAACAGGGACGGACUGCUGGCUACCCGACACGACCAUUCUCAGUACGCCUUGCGCUUCCACCAGGCGUUGCAAAGAGACAUGCACCUGUAAACUGCAGCGAGGCAAUUUGAUUGCUCUGGUUGAUCAAAGUGUUCGGAUGGAUAGUUUAUUGAAUUUGGUAUUUCCCUGUACCUGCUUAGCAGCUGAACUGUAUUCUAUCGAUUGUGAUGGACAUUGUGAAGCUACAGGAACUGAACACUUUGAAUUUUGAAUGCAUUAGUGAAUUACAGGGGACUUCUAGGGGUUUGGCGUAUUAAAAUCUAUGGAAAUUUUCUUUUUUACAAUACAAGUUUUUUAGACUAGGAUAGGAAAAAGAACAGAACAAAUUAGAAAUAUAUAACCCACAACUUGUUCACAUUGUUUAAAAAGAAGCUAGUACCGGUAAGUACCGGUGCAAUAUAGUUAUUUUCCAAAUUUUGCUAAGAAUAUUUUCUAAUGCAGUGUAAAAUAUUUCAACUACUUUACAAAAAAUAUAUAUAUAAAACUCAGCAAAACGUCCUGCAACACAAUAAUUAACAUUUACUAUCCUAGGAGAUCCCUCAAAAGAUUUACAAAAUUAAAUGCUUAAGAAAUUUUUUAUUUUGCAAUUUCCAAUGCACAGGAUGGUCAUCAUAGUCUUAAGUCGACAAAAUGUUUAGCAGUCAGAGUAAAAUUUAUAGCACAAACUUUAGGCUAUCAACACUAAAUUUAAUUUUAAUUAAUUAAUUGUUGAGUUUGUCGUUCUGGUUGUGAGGACAGUUUCUAAAACAAUAAGUCUGGCUGAAAUGCAAUCUUUUAGGUUAUAUUUUUAAAUUUCAAUGCAAAGUUAAUUUAAACAAUUUCAGAUGGUGUUUUAAAGUAACAACAAUUAACUUUCUCUGAUUAUUACCAUUAAAUCCAAUUAACUGUGGGUAAACCGAAUUGUAAAAAUUUAAAAUGACACAGUUCCAAGUAAUCGGUUAUCAUGGGGUUUUUUACCAUUCAAAUAUGCUGUUCACUUCAUCUAGUAUUCCACUCAAGUUUCACAAUAGGCACUUACUUAUCUGUAUUAUUUUUAUCUAACUAACUCAUAAUGUUUAAGGUGGUAAACCUUAGAAUUUUUCCCAGUUUAGAAGUCAAUUACGCCUGCUGUAAAUAUUGUAAAAAUUGAAGCAUCAAGUAACAGUAACAUAAAACUAAAAUACAAAUGUUUUUUUUCAAAUUUAAGUAGGCUAUCCCUAGAAAACUAGUCUUCCACUUUUGAUUUGAAUUAGUUUUUUUUCUUCACAGAAAAUAAGGAUUGUUACUUGCAGUUGCAGACUCAUAAAUAAAUAAUAUAUGAACCUGGUAUGCUAUACCGAGUAGUUUUAUACUUGUAAAUAAUUGUUACUAGGAUUAAGUUUAAUGAGACAUUUUACCAAGUAGGCUAAGUUGUAAAUAACAAUUGAAGUGUUACGUCUUUUAAUGUUGUAUGUAAACCGUUAAAAUUGUCUUAAGCUUUUCAAUUUAAAAAGUUAUAAUUGCAAAUAAAAAUAAAUGGGCUGCCAUGCUCAGGGCUAAUUUUAAACUUGUCUUAAAAAAGGUUUUGGGUUUUUGUUAUGAAGUUUGUGUGAUUUUGUUUUUUAUAGUUUAUUUCAUAAUUUAAGUUACGAGUAGUAUUACUAUGGUGCUUUAUUAAUUUAAUUACAUGAACAAAGACAUAAAUCCUUCAAAUCAAGCUUUCUAGGAAAAUAAUCUUGAAUAACCAAAGCAUUUUCUCCUAUUUCAAAUUCAAGUAAUAUGGUAUUCAAGAAAUAUGUAAAUUUGUGUUAUUUUUUAUUUGUGGACCCAAUUUCAAGAACUAUUUUAAUCAGAGUUUACCUUAAUAGUUGUUUCAGUUCUUGAAUGCAGAUUGAGAUCCAUGCACAUUUUGCUGUGCGGUGAAUGAUUUUUGAUUUUCAGGGUCUUCUCGUUUUUAUUGGUAUAAGAAGACCUUGGAGAUGCACUAAACCAACGGUGAAAUGUACAUGGAUCUCAUCUACAAUCUAGAACUAUGACAACCAUUAAGGUAUAUUCAAUUGUAAACUAUGUAGGUUUCAGAAUACUGUUCAAAAAUGCAAUCAGAUUCUUCAAAUUAAAUAUUUUUUAUUAUUAAAACUUGAGCGUUCACCUUGUGUGUUGUGAUUGGGCUGAUACUUAAAAUUAUAAAAAGUUAGAUGAAUUAUAAGUUAAAAUUGUAAAUUCCUUGCUAUUGCAAAUUGCUUUUGUUGAUUUGUUCCUAAUAAAUUGUUUAAAUAUCAUGUUA